Panonychus citri (citrus red mite) is the source of this 4396-nucleotide messenger RNA. RefSeq lists its product as uncharacterized. The record is from RefSeq and is a predicted model, not a curated record. Lineage: Eukaryota; Metazoa; Arthropoda; Arachnida; Trombidiformes; Tetranychidae. The transcript has 2 exons. The coding region runs from base 1718 to 4201 and encodes 827 amino acids.
AAAGUACCUGGAAAAGUUCUUGGUAAAAGUCCAACGAAAACCUCGAAAAGUCCAUUGAUGAAAAAUAUCGCACCGACUCUGGGGAAACUUAAAUCUAAAGUAUCAUCAUCAUCAUCUUUAUUAUCUUCAUCGUCUCCAGUGAGCUCAACAUCGAUAGUUGGAUCAACAUUAUCGCAACAAUCAAUUGCUCCAAGUCCAAAGAAAACCAAUCCACCAAAAGAAACAAAAAAAUGAUUCAUGAAAAUUUCCAAUUUAUCUUCGGUCUUCUUUGUUAUCUUUAAGAAUUCGUGUAUCGGUGCGAAUGGAUAAUCGAGCUUUCGGUUGACCGCGUUUUUUGAAAUUUCACUAACCAUGGUAACCGUUUGAAAUUUUUCUUCCUUUUUCGUUAAAUUAAUUGAAACUUUUUUUUCUUUUAGAAUUUAGUUUUCAAUUUUGUCUGUUUUGAUUAUUAAUUUAAUUUAGAGGGAGAGAGAUAAUUGGCUUGUAAUCGGUUUCGAAUGUGAAAAUGUGAAAGAAUAAGAUUGAACUUGUUGUAAAGAUUUUAUCAGUUUCGAAAAGUUUUGGAAACUUUUUUUUCGCUUCCAAAUCGAACCAAUCAAGUUGAUUAAGUUAUGAAUUAUGGUGAAAAUUAAGAAUUAUCUCUUGUGGUUAUAAUUUUUGUAGUUGCUCGUUACUUUCGUCUUUCUUUUGAUGAAAUUGGGCUACUUUGUAUCGUUUUGAAAGAAGGAUGAUUCCAUUUAAAUUCCAUUUUCCAGAAUAAUCCAUAAGAUCGUUGAGAAUUCAUCGUUCGAUGAAUCGGAUGUUUGAGGUUCUAUGGUAGGUGAUUCGCCCGUUUUAUUUUCCGUUUUCAUAAGCGGUGUAAACGCGAUAAACGGCGCCGUUUCUCAUAAUUCGAUAAGCUCGAAGUUCGAUAAACACUUAAUCGUAAACUGUAUUCUCCAUCUUCGACUUGAUUACAUUGAACGAAAAUCAUCACAUCAACAACUUGGAUAACUUGACAUUCUUGCAAAGUCAUUUCUCCAUUUACAAGGUUAAUUGUAAGUGGAAAUUGUGACAACAUUGAUUCAUGAUAACCAGUUAAAUUUAAAUCGAUAUUGAAUUUUGAUGUGAUUGGAAAAUAAAUCGUUUCAAUUGUAUGGAAUUGAAAACAAGGAUUGACAUUCAUCGUUUCGGUUACCACAAUUGAAUCGUCUCUGCAAUAAAAGAAUACAAUUAUAUUAGUUAUUCAUCGAGUGUAGCAAUUAACUAACCAAGAAUCACCUUAUUGGUUGUAUACUUUCAUCAGCUGAACAGGUAGCGGGCUGAUCGUUUGUACCUUGUGUCCAUUGGCAAAAUCUUUGAUUUAUAUUAUCAUCAGAAACUUUCACCAAGUCCAACUCUCGAUGGAUCUGAAUUCAUUUCUCUCGAUGAAAACUGAGUUACAAUCAAUCUGAAAAUGAUUUUUCAAUAGUAAACAAGAUUAGUUGAUCAUUUAUAUGUCUACUUUUUUUUAAAUAAACAAUCAAAGGAUAAUAUUUAAAAACGGGAUACAAACAAUCAACUGCAAACUAACCAAAACUAUCUACUGAUUAAACUCUUAAUGAAAAUUGAUUGUACUAUAAUUUUACUACAAUUAAGCUAUUUGUUUGCAUUCACUGUAUCCUGAGUUUAAUUAAUUAUCAUCCAGAUUAUUUGAUUUUCACUUGAAAUCAAUUGAUUUCUGUUAAUCGGCUCGAAAAUGUUGCCUCAAUUAUUUUUCGCGAUUGUGUUAAUUUCUCAACUUUCAUCUAAUGUAAACUGUUACCUUCAAAUUCAUGAGUCAAGUGUUUGGAUUCCAUAUUCUGAUGAUAAUAUUUCUCAGCCUAUUUUCAUGUGGCAUAUCAAUCGGGGUUUUCUACCGACACAAUUUUCAUCUCUACAAUUGAAUACUGAUCCAACCAAUUUUGAUAAUCCUAAUUUCUUUCACACUCUUAAGAAAGCCUAUUCGUUAUAUUUAAAUUCAGAAAGUACUGAUACUUGCAUUUUAUUACCUGUCAAUAAUUCAAUAUUCGUAAACUUUAGUUUCAACGAAACUAUGGCCACUCAGAACAGUUCAAUUCGGAACCUUGAUUCAAAUAAUGGUUCCCGAGCUGUUCUGUAUGAAAUGAUGCGUGGUACAAUUGUUCAAUUCCCUGGAAUUGGUGUUAGAGUUGAAAGUGGUUCUGAAUUGAUUUUGGUCACUUUUCAUGUUUCAGGUUUACCCGUUGAGGUCAAAGGACAUAUAAAUAACACCAAUUUCGAAAAUAUUACCACGCUUAGCGCUUUCAAUCAUAUGAAUAAAGCUUAUAGUGUCGGACGUCGUACGCAUCGCGAUGGCAAUGUUGUCGUUUUCGUUUCUCGAACAGUAGUAAGUGAUCAAGUACGAUACAUGGAAUUGGGUUCGCACCAAUUUCGAGAAGUUUUUGGUGAUAUAUCUACAGUUCAGUUUGUCGCUUCCGAUUACAUCCUUCAGCGUGGUGAUUUUUCGGUUGCACAGUUACUCUUUAUAAGUUAUCAAAACAGCUCCGAUGAAAUUGUAGCAUUUCGCUUUUCAGAAAUAAUGGCCAACUUUGAUGAAUUCAACUUAAGAUUGUGUGCUUACGAUUUUACAAUGUGGUCAAGAGGUAUCGUCACUGAUAAUCCUAGAUGUAUCGAAUCUCUGCUCAGUAUCAGGCUUGAUUUCCCGAUAACAAUUGCAAAUUUAUCGAUACUCCCUCACCGCAAUGUCUCGAGCCAAUAUGGACUGAAACUCUGGCCAAUAAAUAAUUAUAUAAGAAUCAAUUUGGAUAGAGAUGGUUGGGAUAAAAUUGUCGAUUUUGUCGCACUUGCAAUGACAGCGAUGCCUGGUUAUCUUCUUUUGGUUCUUACAGCGGAUCGUCAAUACACACGAUAUCGAUUUUCAAUUCAUUACGUUGAUUCUAAUACUUUCCGGGUAACUAAUCAUCCAGAUGAGGUGAUAAUUCCAUACAAUGGACGUCAUAAUGAUGUUAAAAUCUAUUAUCACGAUAAUCCAAUCCCUCAAGUACUUAUUACGAUGGGUCGAUUUCAAUAUCAUUCAAAUAUUAAUCUGUGUCCACUCUUGUCAAACUCUUCUUGUCUCGACUGUACAACUACCAAAUACUUUGAUGAUGGUGAGAAUGAAAGAUUUUGCCAAUGGACACAAAGUGAAGAAAGUCAACUUGGUACUUGUUCAUCAAAUUCAAGUGCAAUUCCUGAAAAUGUAAAUGGUACAAGAGAAAACUCGUGUGUUCGUGUCACAGAUUUAUACGCAACUAGGUCAUUGUCGAACGGGUUUGACAUGGAUAUUAGUGUAGAGGGUUAUGGUGAAUCUUCGGCAUUGGCCUUUCCCUUUUUAAUCGAUUUCGUUGGAACGCAAGAUGUACCAGAAUGUCAAUUUGUUCGAUUCAAAGACUCAACAGUCUCAUUCAAAUGUGAUCAAAUUCCUAAAAGAGAGAACGAAACGGCAGGAGAAGUCAAGAUCGAAAUUUCAGUUUCUCGUAUUGUCUCAUCGAGAAACGAGAUCUUGAGCUGGCAUUUAGCAACUGAACCAUUUUAUAUACGAAGUUCUUCUAAAUUACCGUUGAUUAUAGCUUCGAUUUUUGUGUUGACAAUAAUUGGUGUAAUUGGAUUUUACAUUUUUCAAAACAGAUUCAGAAAAGGAGGAAAAGUUACACGAUUUGGUUCGGGUAUCAAACUUGUUGGUCAACGUAAAGCUCAGUUAAAAUCUGGUUCCGUGUUAUCAAUCUCUUCGAAAGAUAUUCUAGCUGUUAAAUCAAAGAAAUCUCAAAUCGGCUCAUCUAAGACCAAAUCGAUCUUAGAACUGAGAAAAGGUAGUGGAUUAGGCAAGAGUAAAGCCAGUUCGAAAACUUCAUUGUCUAUGAAAUCGAGCCAAAGCAAAUCGAAAUUGUCUCAACUCAAACGUAGCUCAAGCGUUGGACCAGUCGAUUCAAAGAAAUCCCAAGUUUCCUUAGCUCGUGCCAAUUCUGUCUCAAAGGUCAAAUCAAAAUCCAGCUCCAAAUUAUUAAUAAAACCUUCUAUAGCUCCUAAAGGUAAAUCUCCUUCCAAAGUACCUGGAAAAGUUCUUGGUAAAAGUCCAACGAAAACCUCGAAAAGUCCAUUGAUGAAAAAUAUCGCACCGACUCUGGGGAAACUUAAAUCUAAAGUAUCAUCAUCAUCAUCUUUAUUAUCUUCAUCGUCUCAGUGAGCUCAACAUCGAUAGUUGGAUCAACAUUAUCGCAACAAUCGAUUGUUCCAAAAAAAACCAAUCCACCAAAAGAAACAAAAAAAUGAUUCAUUAAAAUUUCCAAUUUAUCUUCGUCUUCUUUGUUAUCUUUAAGAAUUCGAGUAUCGGUGCGAAUGGAUAACCGAGAUUUUGGUUGGCCGCGUUUUUAGAAAUUUC